Messenger RNA from Ostreobium quekettii, 618 nucleotides. The record is from the annotation of a GenBank genome assembly. Lineage: Eukaryota; Viridiplantae; Chlorophyta; Ulvophyceae; Bryopsidales; Ostreobiaceae.
AUGAUCACCCUCUACACACAUGAAAUCUCGGGACACUCUCACCGCGCCAGGCUCUUGCUCGACAUCCUCGGGCUCGAAUACCAAAUCGAACGCGUGGAUUUGAUGGCAGGCGAACACAAACAACCCGAGUUCCUCACCUUGAACCCCUUCGGUCAGGUGCCGGUGCUUGUCGACGACGAGGUCGUCCUCUCGGACUCGACCGCCAUCCUCGUCUACCUCGCGCUUCGCUACGACGCGCAGCGCCAGUGGUUGCCAAGAGAUCCUCUCCAGGCCGCCAGGGUUCAACGUUGGUUGAGCGUCGCCUCGAACGAGGUCGUUCGAGGUCCAGGAAAUGCUCGCCUCGUCAAGCUCCUGGGCGCCGGACACGACCUGGAGAAAGCACAGCAAAUGGCCGCGCGUCUCUACACACUGCUCGACCAGACGCUCGAGCAGGGGCAAUGGCUUGUGGGAGACGACCCCACGCUCGCUGACAUCGCCAUUUAUAGCUACACCGCCGUCGCGCAUGAAGGAGGCGUGGACCUCGCGCCUUACCCCAACGUGUUGGCCUGGCUCGAGCGCGUGCGCGACAUCAAUGGGUUCACCGAGAUGACCAUCCAGCCUCGCGAAGAGGCUGCCUGA